AACCAGGAGCGGAAUAAAAUCGGUGAGCCGAAAAAAGGGAUCUCAAAGAGUUCCGGGUCCUAUAAACCUCCGCCUGCGUGCUCUGGGCCUGUUCCCCCCUCCCAGGCCCGCCCCAGCCCAGCGCGCCCCAGGAUGGACCCGCCGCGCGCACCUCUCUUGCCCGCGACCGCUGCGUCCUGCGCCGGAGACCGGGACCGGAAGCUCCCCGCUCCGCCCGCGCGUCCCGCGAGCGCGCCCCCGCCGGAGCUCCUCGCCCCGCCCGCGCCCGGCCCCUCUCCCGGCUGCAGGGCCGCCGGAGCGCGAGAGAGGGCCCCGGGCCCCGCCCCCGCCCGGAACCCGCAGACCGCAAGCAGGUCAGCCGCGGGCCGGGCUCCCGGUGCUGGGACCGCCCAGGCUCUCCAGCUGGUCCCUUUUCAUUGUUUGACAAGUGAGGGAAGGAGAGCUGGAAGAAGACCCAGCCUGGCCCAAAGAAGAGCUUCUCAAAUUGGGGGCUCCUAUCUGCUAUUAAACCGUUGAUAUUCUAGCUGUUUCUACGGACGAUGCAGUGCACAGACGGUUUAGGAAUGACUGGUAGAUAAUUGGAUUGGGGGAGGUUAGGAGUCUGCCCGAAACAUCUUCUUGCCCUAUCUUGGGACAGAAAUUGCAUCUUUAACCAGUCAUUUAAUCUGUCAAAAUGUAAACCCCGCUUCCCCACCCCCAAGAGUAAUCUCGGCGGCCAUAGAACAGCAGGACUCUUAGGGGCCUGUGACGGGACAGGUAACCUGGGAGCCGGG
Molecule: messenger RNA, 773 nt
Organism: Manis javanica (Malayan pangolin)
Lineage: Eukaryota; Metazoa; Chordata; Mammalia; Pholidota; Manidae
Source: RefSeq, a predicted model, not a curated record